This is a messenger RNA of Mercenaria mercenaria, 6031 nucleotides long. RefSeq names its product PEST proteolytic signal-containing nuclear protein-like. Gene Ontology annotation, biological process: proteasome-mediated ubiquitin-dependent protein catabolic process; protein ubiquitination. The coding region runs from base 14 to 526 and encodes 170 amino acids. Gene Ontology annotation, cellular component: nucleus. NCBI's taxonomy places the organism in Eukaryota, Metazoa, Mollusca, Bivalvia, Venerida, Veneridae. The transcript is spliced from 5 exons. The record is from RefSeq and is a predicted model, not a curated record.
CAACAUAUUCAAGAUGGCCGACACUGAGAAAAAGUCAGCUACUGCAGGGGCGACACCUGAUAAAAAUGUUAGUCCACAGAAACGUAAGGCUGAAGUACCAGACAGCACAGACUCUUCCAAUAAUAAAGUGAGCAAAGUGGAACCCGAAGCACUAGGAAGCGGAAAGAUCUCAAUGUCACUUGGAAAGAAACCAGGGAUAAGUAUGAAUAUUGGAGGGACCAAAAAGUUAGGUUUGGCUCCAAUUAAGAUGGCAUUGUCUUCACAGCAAGCAAAAGAGACUAUUCCUGUAGCAGCAAAAACAAAGAAGGUAGCUGCAGUGUUCAAUGAGGAAAGUGAGAGUGAUGAGGAAGAAAUGCCAAUGGAGGCUAAGAUGAGAAUGAGAAAUGUUGGGAGAGAAACGAAAACAGCUGCUGGACCAAAUUCUUUUGGAAAAGGAAAUUUAGGCUUUUGUGACAGAACUAAAAUGAUAGAAAGAGAAUUAAAAAAACAAAUGGAAGAACUUGGUGAACAAGAAGAUACGAAAUAAACCAAUAUCAGAAUUACUUUGAAUUACAACAGAUUCAUGAUAUGAUAGAAUUUGUGAGGAUUUUAUUUUCACAACCAGUUGACAAUGGACUCAGAUGUUGUUAAGGUGUUAAACUGGCCGCAGAUGGCUACUUCUUAUAAAUGUGGAUUAGGCUAUUCGCUGUCAAAGAUUAAAAUAACAGUGGUGCAAAUCUUGUUCAAUUUAGUGUGUAAAUGGUCCUUAAUGUCAUACUGUCACAAUAUCAAGGUGGUCAGGUUUGAGUGUACUUAUUUGAUGUUAAAGUUUGGAGUAAAAUAUUUUUGGAGUACAUGUACAACAUAUUUAGGUGUAUAAAUUAGGAGAUCUUAGUGGAAAGUUUAUCAUGAUUGACUUUUAUGUUACAGAUUGAAACUGUUACAGUUGUUUGUCAGAAAUUUAGAUGAAAGGCAAAAGGAAUAUAAUGAAAUUUUGUGACUUACAGAAAUUAAAGAGCAUAUUUCAUAGUUUUAUUGUAAAAUGAUUAAGGCAGUUUAAACACUUAAUUAAGGUACUUUAACCUGGAUCGCCUACAUGUGUUCAGAGUAUGAACAUUUAGGGAAUUGAAAGCGUGUUGGUGUGUGCUUGAUAGCACCACUGUACAAAUGUGUAGAAUAUAAACACAGCUACAUUUAUAAAUGGUCCUCAUAGGUACUUACAAGGAAUCCAAGAAAACAGGACGUUGUCUGCUGUCAGCCAUUGCAUAACUGAAGUUGUUGAAAAACAGUAUUAGACUUGUUGAUUCAAAUUCUGAGUCUGAAGUUGUGACGAUUUGGUUGAAAACAGAAGAAGAAGUAUUCACUGUGGGGAUGUUAACAUUAAGUUCUUCCAUCCUAGCAUUGUAAUAAAAUGCAGACUGACUAGACAUUUUAUUUGACACUUUUAAAGAAAGCUUAAGGUUGAUUAGGUGAAAGAAAAAUUAGAAUCCUGAGAUUUCUUAUUUUUCCUAUUUCAUUGACAUGCAUGUAUAUAGGCUGUCCUUUUAAAUUGUAGACAUUGAGAAUAACUGGGAAACUGAUUGACAUCAGGAGAACUUCAUUAUGUCUGGAAAAUUGUUUUUGCCCUGUCCGUCUGUCACACUUCAUUUCCAAUCAAUAACUGGAGAACCAUUUUACCUAGAACCUUUAAACUUCAUAUCUUGGCAGGGCUUAUGUUUUAGGGGUCACUCCAUCAAAGGUCAAUUCAUAGGGGCCUGAACAUGGAAAACCAUUUCUGAUCAAUAACUUGAGAACCACUUGAUCCAGAAUGUUGAAACUUCAUAGGAUGAUUGGACAUGCAGAGUAGAUAACCCUUAUUGAUGUUGGGGUGACUCUUAAAGGUCGAGGUCACAGGGGCCUGAACAUGGAAAACCAUUUCCGAUUAAUAACAUGAGAUCCACUUGACUCAGAAUGUUGAAACUUCAUAGGAUGAUAGGACUUACAGAGUAGAUGACCUUUAUGAUUUUUGGGAUCACUUAAGCCAAGGUCAAGGUCACAGGGGCCUGAACAUGGAAAACAUUUUCCAAUCAAUAACGUGAGAACCACUUGACCCAGAAUGUUGAAACUUCAUAGGAUGAUUGGACAUGCAGAGUAGAUGACCCGUAUUGAUUUUGGGGUUACUCGAUCAAAGGUCAAGGUUACAGGAGCCUGAAUAUGGAAAACCGUUUCCAACUCAUAACUUGAGAACUACUAGGCCUAGAUUGUUGAAAUUUAGUGGGAUAAUUAGACAUGCCAAGUACAUGAUCCCUAUUGCAGCCAACCAUCAGUGUCUCUUUGACUCGCUCCUGUCCCCUAUUGACUUCUUGCCUAUUACGACUAAGCAUUGGGGGAGACAUGUGCUUUUCUACAAAAGCAUCUUCUAGUUUAAUACAGCUUCUAGAAAUACACUGAGAAAAUUACAAUAAAAUGUGUUUCAGAAGUAUUAUUCCUCAUCAAGUUAAAAUAGAGCACAUUCUGGCGACUGGUGCAUACCACAUCUCAAUUUAUGCUAUUUCUCAAAAUACACCCCUGCAUGCCCAAUACACAUUCAGUAACCAAACAACCCAUUCGGCAGAUAACCAUGACAUUGAUAAAUCAUUGGUAGGCAGAUACUGAACAACUGAUUUGCUGCAUCCUGUAAUUUCAGCUGCUUCUCAUAUUUGCCGCCUUUUGUGAUUCUUGUGUCUUCGCCAUAAUUACCAUUAUCACAGCUUUUUGGUAGUCCUCAAGGUGCAAUCACUGAAUGUCCAGCGGAAAAUCUGUGUUGUCACUAAUAAACUUGUGCACACAAAACAUUCCUGUACCUAUGUUUUUUACAACUUUUUUUAGGCUAUAUAUAGGAGUCAUUCCAAAUCUGAUGACUGUCUCGAGUACCAUUGUAUCUUUCAACAUUGACAAUUUUAGCUCGACUGAAAUUUUUAUGCACUGCUUUUGAAGAAGAGGAAGUAUAUUGUUGUGUUUAGUGUUAGUCUGUCUGUCUUUUGGUAGACCAUUUGGUUUCUGAUCAAUAACUACAUGUAGUGAAAGCAUGGUCUCACAAUAGUCAGAUUGCCUGUGGUCUAUAAAUGACUGAAAAUGGCAGUCACUCUCUAACUAAAUAACGCCUUGGUCUACAGUUGUCAAACUCCGAAGGAUGAUUGCCUGUGGUCAGCAGAUGACCUCAAAUGUUUUAGGGUUCAGUAGGUCAAAGAUAAAGGACACUAACCUUGAGACUGAGACAGUUUCAGCUUAUUAACUGAAGAACACUUUGUCCAACAGUCAUCUAACAUCAUAGGAUGGUCAGUAGAUGACCUCUAUUCUUUUGAGCUCAGUACAUAAAAGGUCAAGGUCAAAGUGACCCCUAUACUGAAAACUUUCUGUUAAAUACCGGUAACUAAAGAAUGCUCUGGCCUUCAGUUGUCCAACUUCAUAAGAUGAUCACCUCUGGUCAGUAAAUGACCUUUACUGUUUUAGGAGGUUAGGUCAAUGUUCAAGGUCACAGUUACCUUGAGACUAGAAAAUGGUUUCAGCGCUGUAAGUACAGAAUGCUUUCGCCAGCCAAGUGAGUAAAUGUUUUUGACCUUUUGAGGUUUGUAAAAGGUCAAAGCCACAGCAUACGAAAUAACAGUUACUUGCCUUCAACAGGCCAUCAAGUGGGGGUGGGGGAGACAUUUAUGUUUCACAAACAGUUCAUGUUUUAUAUUUAUUUUUAGCUGGACUAUAAGAAGUAUAUGGAGAGCUAUCCUACUCAACCCGGCGUCGGCAUCAGCGUCCUUCCACAUCCCCACCUUGGUUAAAGUUUUUUUUACACUUUCUCUUUUUCCUUCUUAUCUCUGUAAUUACUUGAUGGAUUUGUUUCAAACUUAAAAUAGUUAUUCCUCAUCAUCACCCACAUCAUGUGGCACAAGGGCCACAACUCUCACACCAAUAUUUCAUGAAUUAUCCCCCCUUUUUACUUAGAAUUUCAGGUUAAAGUUUUGAUGCACUUUCACUCUAUCUUAAAUAUUACUAAAUGGACUUGAUUCAAACUUAAAAUAGUUGUUCAACAUCAUCACUCACAUCAUAUGACACAAGAGCCGUAACUCUUGCACCAAUGUUUGAUGAAUCAUCUCCCCUUUUUACUUAGAAUUUCAGGUUAAAGUUUUGGUGCACUUUCACUCUAUCUCAGUUAUUACUAAAUGGAUUUGAUUCCGACUUAAAAUAGUUGUUCAACGUUAUCACCCACAUCAUAUGACACAAGGUGCAUAACUCUGGCACCAAUUUUUCAUGAAUUAUGCCCCCUUUUACUUAGAAUUUAAGGUUAAUUUUGAUGCAUUUUCACUAUAUCUUAGUAAUUACUAAAUGGAUUUGAUUCAAACUUGAAGUAGUUGUUCCAGAUCAUCACCCACAUCAUAUGACACAAGGUGUUUAACUCUUGCACCAAUAUUUUAUGAAUUAUGCCCCCCUUUUUGCUUAGAAUUAUACUUAUUUAGUGUUUUGAUACACUUUAUCUUUAUCUCUCUUAUAACUUAAUAUUUUUGACACAGACUCAAGCUAUUGUGCAAUAUCUUCAUCCACCAUUGGAGUCUUUAAACACUCCAGUGGCAGCUCCAGCUUCUUCAGAUGUGCCCAGUUUCACUAUCCAGCAUCGAAAUAGUCAAGCGCGCUGUCUCUUGUGACAGCUCUUGUUUCUUGACUGGGUGAUUUUUUCAGUUGUUUACAGCUUUCAUACAUAAAUUUUACUAAUUGAAUGCAUUUACAACAUUUAAAAGUCAUUUUUUUAGUCCUCUGCCUGUGGAACACUGGAAGGGACUAUAGGAAUGCCCUCUGUCCGUCUGUCUGUCUGUCGGCAAAUCUGGAUCCUGGGAUAACUCAAAAAGUAUGUAAGCUAGGUUCAUAAAACUUGGUAUGUGUAUAGAAGGUAAUAUGUAGAUUAUACAUGUACAUGACUUAUGCUUGUAGGUAAAAGGUCAAGGUCACUAUUUAAGGUCAAGUAAAAAUUGUUUCUGCUCCAUUACUUUUAUAUGCAUGGAUGGAUUAUCUUAGUGCUACACACAAACGUUCCCCAUGAUGAGACAAUGUGUCAACGCAUGAUCUAUGCUUGUCGGUUCAAGGUCAAGGUCACUGUUAAGGUCAAGUGAAAAUUUGUUUCUGCUCCAUUACUUUUAAUUGCAUUGAAGGAUUUUUAGUACUGUACAGAAAUGUUCCCCAUGAUUAGACUAUGUGUCCCAUGACCCACUGUUGUUGGUCAAAGGUCAAGGUCACUAUUGAAGGUCAAGUAAAACUGUUUUUUCACUGUUAGGGGACUUCUGUAUUGCCACUGCAAUACUGUCACUUGUUUUGAAUAAAAUGCAUUUUCUUUUAUUUACUGAUUUUAGUGAAAGGAACAAAUGUGAUAAUAUGCAGGUAUUUUCAUAAAAAAAUCCAUCUUCCUGUUUGGUGUACCAGUAAUCACCAAUUUGCAAAGGUGGGAGGAGGGGGCGGGGUGUGUGCACAAUCUCUUACUAUCUAUUAAAACACUAUUUUACUUAAUUUAUAAAAGAGCCAUAUUGCUAUAUAUAUAGUUUAUAGUGUCUUGUGAACUCAUAAUACAUUCUAAAUAUAUUGUAUGAGCCGCGCCAUGGGAAAACCAACAUAGUGGCUUUGCGACCAGCAUGAAUCCAGACCAGCCUGCGCAUCCGUGCAGUCUGGUCAGGAUCCAUCCUGUUCGCUUUCAAAGCCUAUUACAAUUAGAGAAACCGUUAGUGAACAGCAUGGAUCCUGAUCAGACUGCACGGAUGCGCAGGCUGGUCUGGAUCCAUGCUGGUCACAAAGCCACUAUGUUGGUUUUCUCAUGGCGCGGCUCAUAUAACAAAUUGCCCAUUUCUUCUUGAAUAUAUUUGACUUCAACUUUUAGACAAAUCUGUUUACAAAUAUUACUGUAUGAAUUUAUAUAUAAACUGAUUAACUUUUGUAAAGAGGGUUCAUUUUACAUGUUUUGGCACAUAUGUGUGAGAGACAUACUGCGUUGUACAUUUAUGUGUUUAUUUUAUAUGUAUAGAAGAGGUAUUAAAAAUGAAAUAAAUACAUAGCACAA